CUUCUCUUAUUAAUAUGUUCUCUUCACAACAAUCUCUCAACUCACAAAUUACUCUUCCCCAUUUCUGAGAGCUAACUUCAAAAUUCAAAUGGCAAAGAACCAGAUCACCACCAAAGACUGUCAGUAUAAAAAGAUUUUCAAGGUGGAGAAUGCUAAAAAACAGAGCCCAAAGUCUGAAAUAGAAGGGAAAUCAAAUAUGGUACUUAUAGACUACAAUCAUACUCCAGGAAAAGUUCAGCAUAAGCAGGAACCUAAAGGUAACAAGUCUAAUGGUAGCAGAAAUGACAAGUACUUUUCUGGUUAUAUUGAUCGAGUGAAGAACAAGAUGAGAACAACAACAACGAGUGUUGGUAGUGACACUGAAAUAAGAAGGGCUGCAACCAGAAGAGACAGUUUUAAUGAUAGGAUUUCUCAUUAUAUAAAUCGUGCCAAGCUCAAGAUUAGAACUACAACAAUGGUUGGACGCGGUGACCAAGGCGUAGCAAACAAGCAAAUUUAAUUGUAUUUCUAUUUUAUUAGUAUCUUAUUGUACUGUUAUGUUGGAUACAAUGUUUAGUAUAAUUUACUACUAAAAAAAUAGGAAUUAAAGAUGGACAAAUUAUAACUAAACAGAAAAAUUCGUCCCUAAUCUUAUUUAGCGAUGAAUUAUCAAGAAAUUCUAUUAGCUACGAGUAAUUUAGCGAUAGAUUAGACGAAGUUCACAGUUAACUUCAGUUUUUAAUAGUGAUUGUUACUUACAAGUUUAU
This is a messenger RNA of Nicotiana tabacum (common tobacco), 746 nucleotides long. The record is from RefSeq and is a predicted model, not a curated record. NCBI's taxonomy places the organism in Eukaryota, Viridiplantae, Streptophyta, Magnoliopsida, Solanales, Solanaceae.